Messenger RNA from Chlamydomonas reinhardtii, 4958 nucleotides. RefSeq lists its product as uncharacterized. Bases 545 to 3703 code for a protein of 1052 amino acids. The record is from RefSeq and is a predicted model, not a curated record. The transcript has 5 exons. NCBI's taxonomy places the organism in Eukaryota, Viridiplantae, Chlorophyta, Chlorophyceae, Chlamydomonadales, Chlamydomonadaceae.
CAUAAAGGGCUGACAGGCAUCAUUCAAGAGACGAACGCAAAGUCGACACUGACACAUCCUGCCCGGCAAAGCUCUACUUUUCAGGCUUUCCACGUUCGCGACCCGAAACAUCAUUUGAUCCAGGCGGGAAUGCGCGCAUACUUGCCCUGAGCAGGCCAAAGCGGGACCAGCGGACGUGGGGAAGCAUCUAUUGCGUGUCCCUGAGGCCGCAUCUGACGCAGCCUGCAUUUCACAUCCUGUGACAUGCCCAGCACAUCAACGAGCUCGGGCCGGCGCAAGCGCAGCCGCAGCCGGAGCAGCAGCAGCAGCGGCCGCAGCAAGAGCAGCAGCGGCACCACCAGCAGCUCCAGCCGUGGGGACCGCGGCCGCCGCAAGGCCGCGGCCUCAGGCCGACAAGACGAAACAGCGGGAACCGGAGGCGGCGGCGGCGCACAGGACCGCAGCGGCCGCGGCAACGACGAAAGCCGCGGCGGCAGCGGCGGAGGGCCGGGUGGCGGCGGCGGUGGCGCGGCCGGUGGCGGCCACGGGCCGCGUGACGGCGGUUAUGGCCGCUCUACCUAUGCAGAUCGCGAGCCGGAGGGCGCCGGCGGCGGCGCUGGCGGCGGCCCCAGCCCGGAGCAGCAAUGGCGCAACGGCGGCGGUGGCGGCGGCGGGGAGGAUGGCUGGCGUGGGUGGGAGGGCGGCGGCGGAGGUGGUCGGGGCGGCCGAGGCGGAGGCGGCGGCGGCGGUGGGCGGGGCAACCCGCCAGCACCCGCGUUAUCCAGACCAGGCGCCCUACGAUGCAGACCAGACCACGCCGUCAGGUCGGCGGCCGCGAGCCGCCGCCUCCGCCGGCGCGCCGCCGCCUGGUUACGAAGCCGCUCCCGGCGGCGGCGGAUCCGCCCGUCGCGGGCCGGCGCCGCGUCCCGACGUGGAGGGCGACUGGGAGCGCGGCGGCCGCGGCUAUGAGGGCGGCGGGCCGCCGCCGCGCCGCAACCCGCCGCCGCAGCAGGCGGAGGAUUACCCCGCCGAUGAGGAUGGUGCGGUGGCGGCGCCGCCGUCGGCGGCGCGGCGGCGGCCGCCGCCGGACUGGGAGGGUGGCGGCCGCCCGCGGCCGGGGCCGGGCCCCCGGCAGGGCAAUCCCGAGGACUGGCAAGGCGAGGACGAGUUCACGGGGAGAGGCCGCGGCAGUGGCGGCGGCGGCGGCGGUGCCGCUGCUGGCUGGGAGCGGGAGCGUGGCCGGCCGCGGGAGCGGGAGUGGCACGGCGAGGGGCGCGAGUGGGGCGGCGACGGUGUGGAGGGCGGGGCGCGUGACGGGCCCUGGGGCAGAGAGCGGAGCCGCGGGCGGAUCCCGUCCCCAGAGGGCUACAGGCGGCCUGUCCAUGCUGCUGCCGCUGAGCCCGGAUGGGGUCCCCGCCGCGACGGGCCCGUACGGCCGGGUUACGUCGCAGCUGGCGGAGAUGACGAAUACGGCGGCGGCGGCGGCGGCGGCGGUUACGAGCCGCGCCGUGUGAGCGGCGGCGGCGGCCCAGGCCCGCGGCAGGGGCCGCCGGGGCGCGCCUGGGGCCGCGGCGGGGAGGAGGACUGGGGCGGCAAGGGCGGCGCCGCGGAGCCGACGCCGGCGGGCGGCCGCGGCGGCGGCGGCCGUGGCGGCGGCUACCCGCCGGCCCGCCGUUGGCCGCCGCCAGAGUACUACGAGGACGGGCCCCGUGAUGAGUACGGCGGCGGCGGCGGCGGCGGCGGCGGUUGGCGGGAGCCGGCGGCGCGGCGCGGCCCACCUCCGGCGGCGGAGCCGCUGCCGCACGCGGACGCGGACGCCGACGUCGACGCCGCCGGGCCGCCGCGCGGGCGCGGGCGCGACAUGCACCGCCGCAGCGCCGCCGCAGAUGACGGGUACGACGUCGAUGUGGCGGCGCCGCCGCCGCGCGCCCGGGCUCGGUCCAUGUCGAGGCCGCCGGUCGCGCGCGGCCGCUCCGGCUCUCCUGACCUGGCGUAUGCCGGGGACGUCAUCAGGCCUGACGGCGCCGUCGGGCCGGCGGCGCAGCGGCAGGGGCCGUCGCCCCAGUGGGCCGCGGAGCGCGGCCGCCGCGUCAGCGGCGGACCUGGGCCUGGACCCGUCGGGCCAGACAUGGAGGCGGCGGCGCCGCCGUCGGGCGGCCCCCGGCCGCACCCACAGGGCCCGUGGCGGCCCCAUGGCGGCGGCCCGGCGGGUCGUCCCGCUGAGGGCGGCGGCGGGCGAGGCGGUUGGGACGAGCGCGAGCGCGAACCAGCACCCGGGCCCCGAUGGGCCGCGCGGCGCGAUGGAGGGGCCGAGUACGACGAGGAGGAAGUCGAAAGGCCGCGCGGCCCGCCGCUGCAACCCGUGCGCGGCGGUUACGACGAGCCGCCGCCACGCGGCCGUUUCUUGGACCACCAACCGCCGCCGUACGGUCCCGGCGGCGGGCGCCGGCCGCCACCGCAGUACGGGCCUGAGGACGACAUUGACGCGCCGCCGCCGAAGCGCCGCCUGCCGCCGCCGGCCGGUAACGGUAACGGUUACGCCGCCGGUUAUGGCCACGAUGGCCCCGAGCUGGGGCCACGUGGCGGCGGUGGCUGGGGUGGCGGCGGCGGCGGCGGCGGUCCGCCUAGCCGGGAGCGCCAGGGUCCGCCGCCGUCACGCGAGCCCUGGGACCGGCCGUCGCGUGGCGAGGCGGCGGAGGGCUAUGCCCGUGGCGGCUACCCCCGCGGCGGCCCGCCGCCGGAAGACGACGAUGGAGCAGAGCGACGCGGCCGAGCAAUGGACUGGGACGGCCCCGGGCCGGGGCCGCGGCCGUUGCGCCGCCAAUCGCGGCCGCCGCCUCUCGAGCGUGGGCCGCCGCCAAGUGAAUGGGACGAACGUGGCGGCGGCGGCGGCGGCAGCAGGGAGUGGGAGCAUGGGGACCCCAGGGCAGGGCCGCCGCCGCAGCGGCGGCGCUCGGGGCCGCCGCCAGGGCACGGCGAGGCGCCGCCGGGUUACGGGCCCGGUGACGAAUGGGAGCGAGGCGGCGAGUGGGACCGACACGAGCGGGGUGAGCGCGGCCGGCCAAGGGAUCGGGAGUGGCGCGGCGGCGGCGGCGGCCCCCCGAGGGGGGAGCGCGGCGGGCCGCGGGAGCGGGAGGAGGAGCGGGAGGAGGGCUCUCCGCAGCGGCCGCGGCGCGGCGUCUGGGUGGAGGUGCAACCCCCGCAGGCGGGCGGCGCGGCGGCCGACGGCGCGACUGGCGGCAGGGAUGGGCAGCUGCCGCCGCAGCAGCGCCGGAAGCAGCAGGCCGCAAAUGCGGCGGCCGAGGCCGCCGCCGCCGCCAACGGCAAGGACGCCGCCGGCGCCGGCGCCGCCAGCACUGCCGCCGCCGCCGCCGCCACAGCUGCCGCUGCCACCGCUGCUACAGCCGGGGCUGGCUCGGGCGCUGCUGCUACAGCCGCGGGUGCGGCGGCGCCCAGUGAGACUGCGGAGGUGUGGUUCUACGUGGACCCCACAGGCAACACGCAGGGCCCCUGCUCCAUACGCCAGUUCCGCAGCUGGCUCAAGUAUCUGGCUCAGGACGUGCAGUACAAGGACGAGUACGUGAAAUUCAAGUCAUGCCAGGUGUGGCAGGAGGGCGGCGGCGGCGCCGGAUCUGGCGCGGCGGCGGCAGCGGCCGGCGGUGGCGGCGCCAGCCGCCGGACCACUUUGGCGCAGUUGCUUCAGCGGCUGGGAGGGACAUCGUGAGGUGUGGCACGAGGUCGUGAGGAAGAGGGGAAUGGAAAGGGGCAGGUAGAUCGCGCCGCAUGGGGUUUGGUUUCAGGGGACCGUUGGCCAUGGCAACCUGGUGGCGCUCAGCGUGUUUGUGGCGGUGGUGGGAGGUGCGGUACUGUGCAGGGUGGGCUCCACGGCGCGUCGGUGACGGAGCCCGUGGCGGCGUGGGUGACGGAGCUCGCGGCGGCCUGGGUGGGUGGGUGAGUCCUCGACCGCGCCCAGCAGGUAAAAGCGGGGCUCGACAUAGACACACGGACAUGUGCACUGCCGGGCGGGCGUCGCCCCCUUGGGAAGCGGAGACGAGCGUUCGGCAACGGCUGAGUUUUGCUGCGAGCGCGCGCGCGCGCGCAUAAACACACACGGGUGGGCAGCUGCGACUGCCAAAAUUGUGGCUUAGGCUGCAGCGUGCGUGGCUGUUGGGCGGGUCGGGUUGGGUUGCGGUAGCCGUCGCUGCAGGAGGGCCGUGGGCGCCAGCGGGAAGGCACGUGGGGGGCGCGAUGGGAAGUUUGGUAUUGCAGGAUGUGCUUCAUACGUGGGUGCGGGUGGGUGCACCAGGGUGCACGGGCUGUGGCCCGAGCAGGGAUGGCGCGCGUCUGCCUUUUGGGGGGCAUCCUUGCGCGCACGCAAGUGCGUGUAGAUGUCAGGGUAAGCCAAAUCGCGCGCGCGUGUGCGCGUGCGUGCGUGUUUGCGUGUCUGGCCGGUUGGUGGGUACGGCAUGUGUUGUCGCACGGCGGGUCGGCCAACGGACUGGGCGCAGCCACGACGGUGCACUUACGUGUGUCGGGCGCAGCACGGGUGACGCGUGCAAUGCAGGGGCGCAGCCGUGUGUGCAUGCGUGUGUAGUGGUGGUGGUGGUGGUGGUGGUGGUGCGUAUUGGGGGCUUACCGUGUUUUGGGGUUUCGAGCUGUUUUGGGGGUUCGUGCGUGGCUGCCUGGCUGGUAGGGCGCAUGUAGGGCGCAUGUAGGGCAUGACUGAUGAGGGUGAGGUGCGGUGUGGUGCGGUGUAAAGCCGUGGUGCGCCAAGUCCCAGGGGCAAUCUGUCAGGGACGACCGGACGCAUAUCAGCAGACCCAAGCAAAGCCGGCCAAGCUAAGCCGACCAGGGGUUGGGUCCUGUGCAGCUAAGUGCAGCGCAGCGGAUGUGCGAUAGAUAUGGCGGUGGUGGUUGGUGCAACUUCGUGUGUACGGUUUUAUGACUGUCCGAGUGUCCGUGUCCGUUCUUAAGUCCCU